CCCAAGUGUCUUUUGUUUGACGACAACAUAAUGGUAAAACCAAAGGUUGGAAUCAACGGAUUUGGCCGUAUUGGUCGCCUUGUGCUCCGAGCUGCUGUGGAAAAGGACACCGUCGAGGUUGUCGCUGUCAAUGACCCCUUCAUCAACAUCGACUACAUGGUCUACCUAUUCAAAUAUGACUCCACUCAUGGUCGUUUCAAGGGAACUGUAGCCCAUGAGGGUGAACACCUGGUUGUGAGCAAGGAAGGCAAGAGCACUCACAGNAUCAAGGUCCACAACAGCAAGGACCCCGCUGAAAUCAAAUGGGGAGCUGAUGGAGCUGAAUACAUCGUUGAAUCCACUGGUGUCUUCACCACUGUCGAAAAGGCAUCGGCUCACUUGAAGGGUGGGGCCAAGAAGGUUGUCAUCUCUGCUCCUUCUGCUGAUGCUCCGAUGUUUGUGAUGGGUGUGAACCACGAGACCUACAACGCAGCCAAUAACCACAUUAUCAGUAACGCUUCAUGUACCACCAACUGUCUCGCUCCUUUGGCUAAGGUCAUUAAUGACAACUUCGGAAUCAUCGAAGGACUGAUGACUACCGUACACGCAACUACCGCUACACAGAAGACUGUCGAUGGACCUUCUGGAAAACUGUGGCGUGAUGGACGUGGUGCUGCUCAGAAUAUCAUUCCAGCUUCUACCGGUGCAGCUAAGGCUGUCGGUAAGGUCAUUCCCACCCUGAACGGCAAACUCACUGGAAUGGCUUUCCGUGUGCCCACGCCUGAUGUGUCCGUUGUCGAUCUCACUUGCCGUCUUGAGAAACCAGCCAGCAUGGACGAUAUCAAGAAGGUCAUCAAGUCCGCUGCAGAUGGCCCCAUGAAGGGUAUCCUGGGUUACACAGAAGACCAAGUGGUGUCGACUGACUUUGUGUCUGACACUCACUCUUCGAUCUUUGACGCUGGAGCAUGCAUCUCUCUCAACCCGAACUUCGUCAAGCUCAUCUCAUGGUAUGACAACGAGUACGGAUACUCGCAUCGUGUUGUCGAUCUGUUAGCCUACAUUGCAAGCAAGGCCUAA
Molecule: messenger RNA, 1056 nt
Organism: Haemonchus placei
Lineage: Eukaryota; Metazoa; Nematoda; Chromadorea; Rhabditida; Trichostrongylidae
Source: the annotation of a GenBank genome assembly